Molecule: messenger RNA, 3517 nt
Organism: Ipomoea triloba (trilobed morning glory)
Lineage: Eukaryota; Viridiplantae; Streptophyta; Magnoliopsida; Solanales; Convolvulaceae
Product: putative F-box protein At3g16210
Exons: 4
Coding region: 1927-3087 (386 amino acids)
Molecular function (GO): protein binding
Source: RefSeq, a predicted model, not a curated record
UGUGUCCAUCUACACUGAUGCCAAAUGUCAGUAUGUCCCAUCCUAUAAUCCUACUCUCUCCAAAAUUUAAAUUCUUGAGCUUACACUUGUUCUUCCUCACUUCUCCCAUUUGCUUUUCUGUUUUCGGAAUUUCUGCUUAAAUUCUGGAGGAAGAGAAAUCAAUCCGCGUAUAAUUCAGCCUUGCUUAAAUCGCAUUCGCCUCCCAGUGUUCUUGAUUUCAGUUGUGAUCCUGUCUUGGAUACCCUGCACUCUUGAAAAAGGUUUCAGCCCUAGUUGUGAAUCUAUAAGAUUGGUGAGAAAAUGUUGGUUCUUAACAUGAAUUCUAAGAGGCAAAGGAGACCAAAUGUUAGAUUGUGGGAGGUUGGAGACCUACCUGCAGCUUUUACUUGCGGUGUUUCUCAGAGAAUUAAGCAAAGAAGGUGGAAAGAUGAUUCCAUAAGAAAUAAUGAGUUGGAGAAUAAUGGUAACUCUGGGUUUCCACAGCAGUUUCCCCACGAAUUUGGGUUCUUGGAAUUUGGCAUCCCUGCAGAGGUGCCAGCAGAUAACAGUGAAAACAAGAACCCAAAUUCUUUGAAAUUAGUUCCUGAAAUUUCUGGUCAGGAUGAAAUUAGUGGGAGUAAGGCUGAGCUUUGUUUUGGUAGCAUUACCAGGAAGUCUAGGCUGAUGAAGCGUCGCAGGAGAACCCCGGAUAGCCUUUUUCUCGAUCCUUGGGGAUCCAAAGUUCAUCUGGCGAGAAAUGUAGGCGACGAUUUUACAUUAAAGUGUGGCUUCGAUGAAUCUUCUGGGCGCGAAACUACAUGGACCAAUGAAGACGCUUGUGCGAUGGCGAUGGAGACUGCAGAACCCAAUUCCAGUGUGCAAAUGGUGCAGAGUUCAAAUGAACAUUGUGAUGAAGCAGAGAUCGCGUUUCCCUUAUCCACUGGUGAAGGUGACAAGGGAGAAACCCGAGAAGAAUAUACAAUAAAUGGCGUUGGGGAAUGGCUGGAGGAGGUCGGGUUUGGGAAGUAUGCUGAGUUGUUUGAAAUGCAUGAGGUGGAUGAAGAAACUUUACCUUUACUCACUCUUGAUGACCUCAAAGAAAUGGGAAUUUUUGCUGUUGGGGUUCGGCGCAAGUUGCUCAAUGCAAUCAAAAGGGCAAAGGGAAGGCAAUUCCAGAUAUCUGCUUGAGGAACAGAUCUAACACACCUGAGUGAGGUUUUCUGUUUUGUGGCAGUGCUCUGUAAAGAAAUAAAUACAGAUGGCAACGUUGUAAAUAUUUUGUCGUCUCGAUCAAUGUAAUCUAUGGACCAUGUAUACAAACUUGAAUAAGAUGUUUGUAACUUUGUCUUUGCCUCUUGGUACUUGGUAGGGGUCAAUCUAUAUCUGUCACUCAUUCAGCACUAAAAGGAAGAAAGGUAUCAUCAUAGAUAUGAAAAGGAGAGGAAGAUAAGAAACAAAGGGAUGACAUUUCUAACUUGUGCCUGACUUCUAUUUGUAGAGUCUUAUAGUGGAAUGUCGGAGUUCUAAGUUUCUGCCAGCGGGUCUGUGGCUCCUAGUAAUGAAAAUCAGGAUGCAUAACACGGUAGAACACAACGUUCUGGAAAUGCAUAAAAGCGAAUAAGAACAUGCGAAAUUUUGCUUCUUGAGUUUCUUUUCUGCAAAUCUACAGUUGUGCAUUGGCAUGGCUUCCUUCCUACCUAAUUGCUGGCAACUAUCGCGAUGAUAUUCAGUUCAGGAUACUGAAGCGACUGUACACUAUGCAAGCAAGAAAAGCAGGCUUAUGCUGAGGAGUAAAACGGAAUCCCCCAUAGCCAACAGUGAAUUGAGAGUAAUAAGAGAAGGUGCAGUGCAGACAAGGCAAUCCACUGUUAAAUUCAGAUUUCAGCAUCAGAAAGAAAAUGGAUAUGCAAAACCCUAUACCGAUAGAGGGAUGAAGCAAAGCAAAAGAUGUCUGACUAUCUGCCUGAAGAGCUGUGGGUUCAAGUGUUGGUCCGGUUCCCAGUGAAGUCCCUCCUGCGUUGCACUGCCGUUUGCCGGUCCUGGAAGGCUCUCAUCGAAAGCCCGCAUUUCAUCUCUGCGCAACUGCGUUUUAAGCGCCAGGAUGAAUCGCAAUCGCAGAAUUCUUGCUUUCUGGUACGUGAUUGCAUUCCUUCGAGGAAGGAGAAGUAUGAAUUUUAUCAUGAUGAUUGGCAUUCUUUAGUUAAAUUUGGUGAGAUCGAACCUCCUUUCUCUGUCUUGGACAGGCAUUUAGAAUUUGUUGGUACCUGUAAUGGAUUGUUGUGCCUUUCUGAUGAGGACCGCAGGGGUGAUUGUUGCGUGAUUCUUUGGAACCCCUCUGUGCGAAAAUCUGUGUGCCUUCGCGACGCAAACCUUAGGAGUUCUCGUGGAAAUGUGAAACACUGGUUAGGGUUUGGGUUUGACCCGGUUAGUAAUGACUAUAAGGUGGUGAGAGUUGUGAGUGUGGUGAAUGGAGGCUGUUGUGGUGAGAUUUUUAGGUUAAGCACACACAUGUGGGAGAACAUUAGUGAUAGCACAAUUGCAAAGUACGAUUUUCUAAAACCUGAACAAGCAUAUCUAGACGGGAUGGUGUAUUGGCUUGGAAAGAUUGACACAAAGGGGAGAAAGAUGGUAUCAUUUGACUUGAGCAAGGAGAGGUUCGGGGGAAUGGAGUUGCCAGAGAACUUGGCAUGGAGGGGGAAUUUUGCGGGUAAGGUUUCUGUUGGUAUAUACAUGGGAUCACUCGCUGUUAUUGUGGUUGGGUCGUGGGAGUGUUGUAUAUGGAUAAUGAAAGAGUCAUGGAUGAAGCAAGUAUCUUUUGAGUGCCAUAUGAACUUGGGGUGGCAGUUUGGAUUUAGGGAAAAUGGUGACAUUCAGUUUAUGCAGGCAUUCGGACGCUGGGAUUCUUUUAACCCUACAACCCUAAAAUCCAAAUUUCUUGAAGUGCGCCCUUUCACAAGCUCCUAUCUUUUACGGUCUUCUCUCUAUGGAACUCCUUAUGUGGAAUCCCUUGUUUUUUUGGACAAGGGUCAUGAGUUUAAUGAUUCUGUCACCGCCAGUAGUGUCUCUGUGCAAGAAUUGUUGCUUUUAUUCACUGGUAAGAGUGAGUGAUGCCGAGCACUCAAGGAAGAGUGAUUCUGAGCAAUCAAGUUAAAUUGAAAGAGAAAAUGAUACUGAGCAAUCAAGUGGAAGUGAAAGAGAAAGUGAUACUGAGCAAUCAAGUGGAAGUGAAAGAGAAAGUGAUGCUGAGGAUAAUAUUGAAUGAUAUUCUGCAAGGUUAACUGAUGCCAUGGCAGUGGAUCAUAUAUGUCUAUCCUACAUAUUCAAUUAUUGCACUAGUUGCGAAUGUCUGAUAGUGUGGCUUUCUAAUCUUUUGUACUAAAUCUUCUAGCGUCUUGGAUACUAGAGAAAGAAAUAGGAAGUUUGGUUGGUCUUGAAUUCCAAAACUUUGCACUAGUUGUGAAACAGAUAAGAUAUUACAUGGUCUAUAAUGCUUUGUAGGCCAUGGUCCAUAGUAAAAUUUGUGCCUAUUUUUGGCAAA